CCUUUCUAGCUAAUACAUUUGGAAUCAUUCUCUCCGAAAUUGAGAUGCAAUUUUCAUUGGAAAAAUUGAAGAGGUUUGUAACAGAAAAGCACGACUUCAGCGUGUGACCUCUGUUUCCUUCUCCGCCUCUGCAGAUUGCAGUCUCUUUCUCCAUCCGUUUACCUCACCACCUUCGCCUUGCAUGUCGUUUUACUUGGAUUCCUCACGCGUUUUGCUCCUCACUGCAUUUCCACUCCUUUUUAUAUUCACGAUUAUUAUUUGGAUUUAAAUAUUUGUUUUAUCGGAGUCGUUUAUUUUAUUCUCCGUUUCUCAACUUCCCCCAAUUUGUGCGAAUUUUUCUUCGCUGGCACCAAAAAUUGUUGUCGCAUUUUUGUUGAUUCAAUGAGGGGAAACGGAAGAUAUGAACGCCGCUGGGGAUCCGACACCGUACCCGCCGGAAAUUUAGCCAGCGGAGGAUCCUCGCCGGCGACGGACUACUCCGCCGAUUCGGCGGCGAGCGCGUCGGAAUUCGUCGAAGUCACGCUCGAUCUCCAGGACGACGACACGAUCAUUCUCCGCAGCGUCGAGCCGGCGACGGUGAUCAGCAUCGACGGCAAUGACGUCAUCUCCGGGAUCGAGACGCCUGCGCCGUCGUCGUCGGCGUCGCGAUCGCCGACGAUGCGGCGGAGCGGCUCGAACAAGUUGCUCCAGUUCUCUCAGGAGCUGAAGGCGGAGGCGCUGGCGAAGGCGAAGCAGCUGUCGCAUGAGCUGAAGCGGUUCUCGUGGAGCCACGGCCACGCGUCGCGGAUAAUCUCCGGCGCCGGCGGGAACGGCGGAUUGGACUCGGCGCUGGCGGCGAGGGCGAUGCGGCGGCAGCGCGCGCAGCUGGAUCGGACGCGAUCCGGCGCGCACAAGGCGCUGCAGGGACUCAAAUUCAUCAGUAACAGCAGAAACAACCGCGUCGAAGCGUGGAACGAAGUUCAGAUCAAUUUCGAGAAGCUCGCCAAAGACGGUUACCUCCAUCGCGCUGACUUUUCGCAAUGCAUAGGGAUGAGAGAUUCGAAGGAAUUUGGACUGGAGUUGUUCGAUGCAUUAAGCAGAAGAAGAAGACUGAAAGUCGAUAAGAUCGGCAGAGAUGAGCUCUACGAAUUCUGGUCACAGAUUACCGAUCAAAGCUUUGAUUCCAGACUCCAGAUUUUCUUCGACAUGGUGGACAAAAAUGAGGAUGGUCGGAUCACGGAAGAGGAAGUGAAGGAGAUUAUUAUGGUAAGUGCAUCUGCAAAUAAAUUAUCGAGAUUAAAAGAGCAAGCCGAAGAGUAUGCAGCUCUAAUCAUGGAAGAGUUGGACCCUGAAAGGCUUGGCUACAUUGAGCUCUGGCAGCUGGAAACACUACUGCUACAGAAGGACACAUACCUCAACUACAGCCAAGCUCUAAGCUACACAAGCCAAGCCCUCAGCCAAAACCUCCAUGGCCUCAGAUAUCGAGGCCGGAUUAAGAGAUUAAGCACCAAAUUAGUUUACUUCUUGCAAGAAAAUUGGAGGAGAAUUUGGGUGCUAACUCUAUGGAUUAUGAUAAUGAUUGGACUCUUCACGUGGAAGUUCUACGCGUACAAAGAAAAGAAGGCAUUCAUGAUCAUGGGUUAUUGCCUCCUCACGGCUAAGGGCGCAGCAGAGACGUUGAAAUUCAACAUGGCGCUCAUAUUACUGCCUGUGUGUAGGAACACCAUUACUUGGCUGAGGUCCUCUAAAAUGGGCCAUUUUGUGCCCUUUGAUGACAAUAUCAACUUUCACAAGACCAUCGCAGCAUCCAUUGUAGUUGGUAUCAUACUCCAUGCUGGAAACCACCUUGCUUGCGACUUUCCAAGGCUUAUACAUGAGUCCGAUGGCAUAUACAAUGAGUAUAUGGCUCGUGAUUUUGGUCGCCACAAGCCACAGUACAUGGACCUAAUUAAAGGGAUUGAGGGUGUGACAGGGAUUCUCAUGGUGAUCUUUAUGAUAAUUGCUUUUACAUUGGCAACACGGUGGUUCAGGCGGAGUCUUAUUAAGCUGCCUAAGCCAUUUGACAGGCUCACAGGCUAUAACGCUUUCUGGUAUUCACACCACCUGUUUGCUAUCGUCUACAUCCUGCUCAUCGUCCAUGGCACAAAUCUUUACCUUGUUCACGACUGGUACAAAAUGACGACAUGGAUGUAUCUUGCUGUCCCUGUACUCCUCUAUGCUGGAGAAAGGACCCUUAGAUACUUCCGGUCAGGCUUCUUCAGCGUCCGGAUUUUGAAGGUAGCCAUUUAUCUAGGAAAUGUACUGACGUUGCAAAUGUCAAAACCUCCACAGUUUCGAUAUAAGAGUGGGCAGUACAUGUUCGUUCAGUGUCCGGCUGUUUCUCCAUUUGAAUGGCAUCCAUUUUCGAUUACCUCCGCACCUGAUGACGAUUAUCUUAGCAUUCACAUAAGGCAGUUGGGUGACUGGACACAAGAACUUAAGAGGGUAUUCGCUGAGGCAUGUGAACCUCCUCUUUCUGGCAAGAGUGGGCUACUCCGAGCAGACGAAGGCACUAAGAAAAGUUUGCCAAAGCUACUAAUAGAUGGACCUUACGGAGCUCCAGCACAAGAUUACAGAAAGUACGACGUGCUCUUACUUGUUGGCCUUGGCAUCGGAGCAACGCCCUUCAUCAGCAUCCUUAAAGAUUUACUCAACAACAUCGUCAAAAUGGAGGAGCUGGCUGAUUCGAUAUCAGAUUUCAGCAGGUAUUCGGACCAGAGCACGGGCUCUAUGGACUCGUCGAUGAACAAGAUUUCUCCUAAACGGAAGAAACCUGUAAGGACAACCAAUGCCUACUUUUAUUGGGUCACAAGAGAGCAAGGGUCAUUCGAUUGGUUCAAAGGCGUGAUGGAUGAAGUCGCUGAGCUCGACCAAAGGGGGGUGAUCGAGAUGCACAACUACCUAACAAGUGUAUACGAAGAAGGCGAUGCUCGUUCAGCUCUCAUCACCAUGGUUCAAGCACUCAACCAUGCCAAAAAUGGCGUGGACAUUGUAUCUGGGACAAGGGUGAGAACACACUUUGCAAGGCCUAAUUGGAAGAAAGUUCUUUCUAAGAUCGGUACCAAGCAUGCCAAUGCAAGGAUAGGAGUUUUCUACUGUGGAGCACCGGUGUUAGCCAAGGAGCUAAGCAACCUCUGUUACGACUACAAUCAGAAGGGUUCGACGAAAUUCGAGUUCCACAAGGAGCAUUUCUAAUUUCCAAAGGAAUUAAGAGGACAAAAUAUCCAAGUCUAUAGAAGAAGUAGUAGUAUAUUACGUGACAUUCUUGGCCUAUCCUCUCCAUUUCACAGAGCUUGAACGUAAUAAUAUUUUGUAUAGUUCUUGAUAGGAUAAUAGAGUAGAGUUAAUGAAAAUGUAUACGUACAAGUAAUUGAGUAUUUAUAAAAUAUUUUAUUAGUAA
This is a messenger RNA of Salvia hispanica, 3418 nucleotides long. RefSeq names its product respiratory burst oxidase homolog protein A-like. Lineage: Eukaryota; Viridiplantae; Streptophyta; Magnoliopsida; Lamiales; Lamiaceae. Gene Ontology annotation, molecular function: peroxidase activity; calcium ion binding; NAD(P)H oxidase H2O2-forming activity. The record is from RefSeq and is a predicted model, not a curated record. Gene Ontology annotation, cellular component: plasma membrane.